Messenger RNA from Acanthaster planci (crown-of-thorns starfish), 4136 nucleotides. Its product is annotated as CKLF-like MARVEL transmembrane domain-containing protein 4. Lineage: Eukaryota; Metazoa; Echinodermata; Asteroidea; Valvatida; Acanthasteridae. Gene Ontology annotation, cellular component: membrane. The record is from RefSeq and is a predicted model, not a curated record.
AUGUGUCACAGAUGAGGGUUGUAGAUAUAACCAUGGAAACGAUGGGGGGGGGGGGCAUGGCGUUGCUAGAUCUCGUGCUGUUGGAUAUGUACUCCCGAUGAGCCCUACGAGAGCUGCGUAGGCUAUGCGUCGCAUCCGAGCGUGCGAGGCGUGCCUUAUCACGGAUGGGUGGACUUCGCACUCUGUAUGCUAAAGCCAGCGCAGAUAAUGUAGUGGGAUUCGGAUUAAUCAACUAUUAUCGUGGAGGGGAGAUGCAAGGUUUGAUACCUGUGUAACGUAUUCCGAAAACAACCCGCUGGUCGUGCGCAAAUAAAAGCAAUAAGCCUAUGGUUUUGUCGAGGAAAUUGAUGGUCACCUCUCGAUUCGUCUUGUCGCUUUUAUUCAUUAUUUGAUGGUCGCUGUUGAGGCGCACGAUGGCAGACAAGACAGUGGAAGUGUCGACAGUUAGCCAGCACACCGUGGUGACAGCGUCCACGACCACCACGGCAAACCUGCAGGGGAACAGCGCCGCUGGCGCAAAGUGCACCUGCGACAUGAGCUUUCUUCGUUCCCUCCAGGGCAUCACGAAAAUGGCAGAAAUCGUGCUGUCACUGGUUGCCUUCAUAGUCAUGUUGUCCUCGCGCUCCGAUCUUCGUAAUGCUGGCCUCAACUUCUUUCUCUUCGUUGCCAUAGCUGCUGUGUUGGUAUCCUCACUCUGCUUAGCACUGCUUUCUACCCGCCUGCACCUUAAGGUGCCUCUUCCCUGGAAUCUUGUGUUCGCCGGACUCUACGCCAUUAUGUUCCUCGUGUAUUUCAUUGCAUUCAUCCUCGCCGCUGUGAAUGCCAUUGACGCCAAACAUGGAUCUGCUGUGACCCUUGGAUUCUUUGCGUGUGUGGCCUACUUUGGCAGUCUGUUCUUCGCUGUACAGGAUUGGCGUCUAAAUCGGCAGAUGACCCAGGAAUCCCAAGGUGCAACAGGGACGUACACAGAGCAACAUGACACACCUCCUGCUUACGAAGCCUCCUACUGAAAGGACGAAGCAGAGACGUCACUGUGGGGAAGUUUCUGGAGGUACCUGGGGUACACGCAUUAAAGGGCCACUAAGAGCAAUCAAACUUUGGCUUCUACUGUAGACUGUACGCAUUUAAAGGUUUCAAUGGGGAUGGGGCGGCCAGGGGGGUAAGGUCAACCGCUGAGGGAGGGAGCCCAAAUGGUCGCUGCCCUCUUGAUCCCUCUUGUGUAUAGUUCAUGCCACUGCGAUGAAGCAAUCUAAAAAAUCUCGUUGUCGAGGCUCACGCCUCUGUAAGUCAUUUCUACCAAACGCGGGUGUCGUUUUAAAAGGAAGAGAGGAGGCCGCGAAAUUGUCGACAGACGCCAGCGAUAGGGAAAGACUUGGCCGCAUAAUUUUCCAUGAAGUUGCCGACCACUGAAACUGGGGGAUACCAUUUAAUGUGGGGGCGCUUUUCGGAGUGGACGGUUCUACAUGCACCGAGUCUCACACCGGGCGGUGCUGUUCAUGGUAGCCUCUCUCAUACCGAGUCUUUUCCAUAAUUAUUCUGCUGAGAAUCGUUUGAUACUGCCAGCCUUCUUAAAUCACAGGUAUACUGCAACACAUGCAGUUUUUGCAGUGCAGCCAACGCUGCUUAACAAGUUUUGGUCCACACUUCUCAGUCACGAGCUACAUCCAUUUUUUUCUUGUUAGUUUGUGAAGAAGGAUAGUGGCUCCUUCCAUUCAGAUGUUUGCUCUCUUUUAAUUAUUGAUAAGAGGAAAUAUUUCCACGAGAAUCUCUAUGAAUUGCUCAGAAUAGCCACUGGAAAUAACUGUCAAGGCGUUAUGACUUAGUACAUGCUUCGAAUUUAUUCAAGCAUGCAAAAUACCAUGGUUCAAUUCAGAAAGGCCUUAUCGAAGCCUGAAAAGCGAAAUGGAAAAGUUUGAAUUACUGUGCGCUAAAACAUCACUGUUAUUUUAAGUUAUGAGUUUUUGCGUUUUUGCUAAGGUUUAAAAUACUGCCGUCUUUAAAUAAGCCAUGGUAUUUAAGUGACCAUCUUGAAGAUGACGAGUUUGCGUUCACGUCGUUCUCGAUGUUAAUAUCACGUUUGAAAAAUUUUAUUUCAACAUCUCGUGGACUGAGGGCCAAAUAACAUAAAUGUUACAAUAAAAAGUGAUAAAAUGGUCAUCCAUAAAAACUGCACACCAAAGCCAAAACAAAAUAUUUCGAAAAACAUACAUUCACACAAGCAGGUCUCAUUAUCUAAAAACAAAUUUUCUAAAAGAAAAGAGCAAGAAUUAUGGUUUUUGCUUGUUUAAAAGAAAGGUACGGGACUUUCCUUGAAACGGGUAGUUCUGGAACGAAUUUUAGAAAAUUCCCACCUGUUUCUUAAAAUGUCUUCCAUGAUCUUCAAGUCUGGUCGGCGGUAGCAAACAGCAAGUGCGAAUGUUGUUACCCAGUAAGUCGAACAGAACCCUCAAAAGUUUCGCCCAUUAUUUCCCAUUUUCAUUAGGGAGCCAAAACAGGUACUAUGCAGCAGAAAAAGGAAUUCCGUUUGCAUUUUCUGCGCGCAAACUAACAGAAUUACCAUGGACUCAUUUUGUGUGAUCCGGUCCUAUAUGAAAAGGUGUGGGCUCGGAUCACGGUAUACACUCCGAAUAGGCCAAGUUUCCUGUAGCUGCUAUUCUAAAGCGAAAAUGGUAACAAGUUACCUUUGUAUAGUCGUAAUGAUAACAAUAUAGGGAAAAUCUCAGUCGUUCAGUGAUAGGAUUAUAAAACAGGAUUAUUAAAUUAUGUGUACAAGCUUUAGUUAUACUUUUGCAUAAAAUAUGAUUAAAGGAAACAUGCAGUGAUAUCUGGCUCAACUUAUUUUCAUGCAUACUACUCUGUGGUACAACAAUAUACGAACAAGAUGUAAAUGCUUGUUUUCACUGGAAGUGAAAGGGAGGGGACAUAGGUUUUCAGUGAGUGUCAAAAAUACUUUAAUCAACGUAUGCACUGGGGGCGCUGUUUUCAUAUUAUCAGAGCUGUGGUUGUCAUUCAAAGAAGUCCUUGUCAACAGAGCGAAAGACCAGUACAAAAAUUAGUCUUUCAAACUCCCCCACCAACAAUGUUUUGAAGAAAUAGUAGCCACUCCUAUUGGCAAAGUAAGUGUUUAACAUGAAAACCAAGUAUCUACUCCAAGCAAAUGAAGAAAAAUGUGAUACAUAAUUGAAUACACAAACCUCAGAAGACACUCCUGUUCUCCCUUGAAUGACAUCAGGCUUUGGCUUAUGAAUAUGGAAAUCGUCCCUAGCAUAAAUUUUAAAUGCUGAAAUUGUUCCCUUUUAUUUCUGCAAAGGCGGGAAGUCAUUGUAACAUGUAAUUGUGAUACGUGUAUUCGGCCAUGAUCUCACUACAUGUACGCAGCUCUUAACAUACGUGUAUAAAUUUGGGUUUAUGGUUUGUAGAAUCCGUCGUCCUUUCCUCCGCAGUUAAUCAACGACCUCAAAUACAAGUUUGUACAUUUUCACUUCCCGCUGAUUGUUAUUUACACAAUUUUUGUGCAGAGUGGAUUUUUUUAAAUGUUAUCAGCCUCGUCUGUUAUCCAUUGUAAUAUUCCAAAUAUCCCUAAUGUGCUUUCUCAAGCCAAACCCUUAUGAGUUUGUUCGAUCUGUUUCGCUUAGACUGGUUUUCAUGAACGGGAAACCAUGCAGUAUCCAACGAGGUAAACGGAAACUUCCAAGAGGAAAACCUUCAUACAACUAGCAUUAUGAGCAUUGCUUGAGUAUUUAGGGGCUAUCAUUUCAUAUAUGAAAAAAAAAAAGAUUCGCAAUACGUUUACUCAAGCAAACCUAGAAUUUGUGCAAUAUUUCUUCACAAGUUGCAAAACAUAUGUAGAUUUUUGAAAGGUAUCAGCACAUUAGAUUAUUUUGGGUAGCCUUUGUUGCAGCCUUUGGUGCAAAAAGCUUUUGGUACAUAAAGAAAUAAUGUAUUUCAUCUUCCUUUAUCUGCAUCUAAUUAAAAUGAACUUAAUAUUCGCUUUAAAUUUUUAGGUACAAAAUACAGCUUUAUCGUAACGGUACAUUUUCAGUGUUUUCGAGUACUUUGCAGCUUGUUUCUGGUGUGUAAUUAUGUUCGCUUGGUUUUAGCCCGCUGUUUUUGUGUUGAAGAAAUACGGUAAUGUA